Messenger RNA from Macrosteles quadrilineatus (aster leafhopper), 3726 nucleotides. Its product is annotated as cysteine-rich with EGF-like domain protein 2. The transcript is spliced from 7 exons. The coding region runs from base 392 to 1513 and encodes 373 amino acids. The record is from RefSeq and is a predicted model, not a curated record. Gene Ontology annotation, molecular function: calcium ion binding. NCBI's taxonomy places the organism in Eukaryota, Metazoa, Arthropoda, Insecta, Hemiptera, Cicadellidae.
CAUGAAGUUGUUUUGUUGGGUUAAUAGGUUAAUAUCAUAAUAUGUAUCCUUCCUUGCCAUAACAUAACAAAAAUAAGUUAGGUAGGUGACGGGUGUUAAUAGGCAUUAUAUCAUUCGAAUACCGUAGCGAGUAUACGAGAACGUUUUAUUGUACUGUAUUUAUUAUUUAUCGCCAACCUGACAAGAGGAUUGUUUAACCGACUAGCUUAACUUGGGGAAUUAUCAGAAAUAGACUAGGCCUCUUGGUCUAUCUUUUUAUGUAGGAAAUUUGAAUGGUCUUGGUUGGUAAUUUAAACAAGCUGAUAAAUACUUGAUCUGUUAUUUGCCAGUGUUACCAGUAAGUCUUGGACCAAUCUCAGUGACAAAAGACUCUUUAAAGGGAUAAUAAACAAUGGUUAAAGAGCUUGGCGGAAAGGUUUAUGUCCUCUCAGUAAUUUUGUUUUCCUUCUGUGAAGGUCAGUUAAGACCAAACAAAGAACUGGAUAAGCAUUUAACCAGCCUGAAGCUACCUCCUUGUCAAGCCUGUAAAAUGGUAGCAGAUUCUUUUUUGAAGGGUAUGGAACGUACUGAAAGAAGUCAUUUCGGCGGAGGAGAUACAGCCUGGGAAGAAGAAAAAUUAGGGUCAUAUGCAACUAGUGAGGUACGACUUGUUGAGAUUCAAGAGCACUUGUGUGAAGACGAAAGGGCCAAAGACCAGUGUUUGACCUUAGCUGAAGACUGGGAUGAACAUUUGGAAACGUGGUGGUGGACUGGGCAGAAAACAACUCCCGACUUGGUCCAAUACUUGUGCAUCGACACAAUGAAGUACUGCUGCCCCAUCGGACAUUUUGGUAUCAACUGUGAUCCUUGUCCAGGAUAUCCUGACAGAAUAUGCAACAACAAUGGAAAGUGUAAGGGAAAUGGUACAAGGAAGGGCAAUGGUCAGUGCAGUUGUUAUAAGGGUUAUAUUGGCAAGUUCUGUGACAACUGUGACGUUGCUUACUAUGCUGCGUAUAAGGAUGAGGAAAAACUACUAUGUUCAAAAUGUCAUGCUGCUUGCCAAGGGGCCUGUACUCAAGCUGGUACCAAAGGUUGUCUGGUGUGUGCUGAAGGAUGGUUGAUGGACUCGGAGAGAGGUUGUGUUGAUAUCAACGAAUGUUUGGAUGACAAAAUACCUUGCAGCAAGAACCAGUUUUGUGUCAACAAUGAGGGUUCUUACUCUUGUUUAGAUUGCGACCCGUCUUGCAACGGUUGUUCUGGCGAUGGACCCGAUAUGUGCGACGAAUGUGCGUCUGGCUACGUUCUGAGGGAUAACUUGUGUGUUGAUUCCAAGGGCCAAGAUGUAUACUCCAACAUGACCAGAUACCUGACCUACCUCGGGCUUACUGUAGCCACUUGCAUAAUUUUCCAGAACAACCCCACAUUAGCCAGUGGGGUGGGAUUAUGUGUCGCUCUCUACGUCACCGUAUCAGAAUACCUCAUCGGAUCUCUUUCCCCUUCCUCAGAUAUGUUAACCUCAUUUUUUAAGAGCUAAUGAGAAAAAGCAGUUGUCCUCUGAACCAAAGUUUGUACAACACAACCCUUCAGUAUUUCUCAACAGUAGACUUCCUUAAUCUAAAAGACAAGUUUUAUUUGUCAAUUUGUAAAUGUAUAAAGAAUUUCCGGUCUACCAAACAUACAGCCUAUUUUUUACUCGUAUUUAGAACUAUAGAAUAAAAAAUAUUUGGAAAAAAUAAUCAUAAUGCAAAAAAUUAACAAAAAAAAAACAGUGCAGUGAAGAUUUAGGAACAUGGAUUAUAGUCCCUGUUGUAACGCCAUUAUUAUAAUCUCAUACAAAAUGUUACCUUCAAUUGUAGCAAUAAAGGUCAAAAGUACUUAAAAGGUCAUUCCUAAGGUGCUUUAUAUAGAAAUCACCUUUUCUUUUGGAUUAACAAUUAAAUCUCUUAAAAGGCUGCUUAUUCUAACAAAACUUCCACUUUGAUUUUGAAAUGUAAUCCCAAGGCACCACUUUACUUGUAACCUGUCCUCCACUGCCUGAAUCCAGUUGGGCUACAGCAUCAUCAAUCAUGCUUGAGUCGCUUCCAGAAUCAAUCGUACCGCUAACCUUGAAACCAUUAGUUGUGACGAAUGUGUUCACUUUGGAUUGAUGUGAGAUGGGACGAGUAAUUAUACGCAUAUAAUUUAAAUAGCAGAAGUAGUUUUCUCUGAUUGAGACUAGAAAACUUGUUUAAAGUGGCUUGUUUUCCCACAAACAUUACAAAUUUUGUCUUUAGCUGGGCAGUUUAUGCAAGCAAGGUUAUCUCCACUGCCAACUUUGCAUUUCGCUUGAACCGCUCCUACAGCAGGAUUAUACCACUCUUUUUUUCAUUAAUGGCAGUGUCAUUAGUUGGUAAGUUGUUGCACAAGGAGUGAUAUGCUGAAUGGAGUGUAAUUGAGUUAUUUCAAAGCCUGAGCUUGGUUAGGAGCGUUUGUCAAAGUAAAAUUCUCAUUUUAUAGUAAGUGUUAUCUAACAACAGGAUUCAGUAAACCUCUAUCUGAAUCACCCAAUAACCUAUCAUAGAUCUCUGCUUUCCCUCUCCCCAGAUACACCCACUCAUGGUUGAAAUCUACUUCCCCCUGCCAACCUCCUGACUAUUCGAUCUUCUGUCCCAGAAUUUAUUGAAGCGGGGACAGUCCUUUGUUAGUUAUGCUACUGCGGGCUGAGAUAUUAUAUCUCUGGUCAAAUUAAAACACCUUUACUUCUCAGAAUGGCGGAAAUGUGUGAUUGAUCUAGCACGAGUAACAUAGUCUAACAAAUUGCUCACAACAAUAACAUCUAAAAACAAUUGACAACAGAUGAUAGCUUCAAUGAUGCAAGCAUUGAACUCCUAGUAAUUAAAAACUAGUCCUCCCCUCUAUAAUAAAUGGGUAAAAAGGAAAAUUUCAGUUUUGCAGCUCUCAGUCCCUGUUGUGAAAUUGUCAAUAACAGUAAGAGGAUGAAUAGUCAAUUGUGUAUAUUUGAUGUUAAUAAUAUAUGUUUUAAGUUCUUUUAAUGCAAUUUCUUAAUAGUUACUGACCAAUUUGCUGACAGUUAAACUAUAUGGGCUCACCAUUUUUCUUUGCUUAUUCAUGCUUUGGUAUUUUUUAACUAAUGCAUAAAGCUUGUCUCAUAAAUAUUUUUUUCAUAAUAUACUGUUCUAUCAUUAUUAUUGUGGUUGUGUUGCCCCAAAGUGUGAAACAUAACUGAAUAACAUUAAACUGAUAACCGAUGGAAAAAUAACACAACAAAGACUGAACUUUUGUAUUUUACCAUGUUUAAUAGCAAUUAUUUAUUCUGAUAUUUGAGUAAUGUUUUUUCUUUACUCUGGAAUAAUAAUGAACCAUUUCUAAUGGUCUUGAUUUCUCAUUAAGGACUAAUCUAGGAGGCUACUUAGUUUCAAGCUAAAAUAGUUAUUCAGAUCUUCAAACCUAUGUAGUUACUAAAACUAGUUGUAUAUUUUGUAAAUAUUCCAACUUUUAAUAAUGUGAUUCCCAUUGAGAUUACCUGCAAUUAUAGGAUAAAAUGAUAUCUUAGUUACAUUUAUAAUUUCACUGAGUUUUGGUUGUGUAAUACAUAUUGAUGGUCACAUAUUGUUUAUUAUUAGGUUAUUUAUUAUUUGUUUUCACUCGUACUUUGAAAAAUUGUAUUAAUAUUUGUAUUAAUUGAUUUUAUAAUUGUGUGGAAAAAAUUGACAUCAUAAAUCUUGAAUAUAUUGGAAUAAACACAAA